AUGUUGAUAUGUUCUCAUGGUGGGGCCUUCUGGAUUUUGGUGUGCGGCUUUGUGUUCGCAUCAACUUCUUGCAAUGCUUACGACUUCCAAUAUUUCCUGCCGCAAGAGUUCUUAUCGGAUCUUCCCUUGAGGGAAGGUAGCUUGGCUCUGGAGGUAAUCCAGCUCAUUCAGAGCAUUCAAAUCCCAGAUGCCCACCACAAGAAGGUCGAGGAAGGAACCUUCAGCGAAACGUAUGCAGACUCAGACUUCAAUUCCGCUAUCUAUCGUGAACAGCGGAAAGUUUGCACGCAGUACCGCCAGGAGGGAACCCACAUGGAACGCCCCAUGUGUGCGAGUGAAGUGGGACGCUUCGCGCUGCAAGCGCAGUUUGAGUUUGAUAUUCCGGGCCACCUCGAGAUCAAGACGCGUAUCUGCUUUGGUUUUUGCUGGCACGAAUCUGUCUGCAGCAAUCACCAUGUCAAAAUCACAGGCACAGUGGCAGUCAGCAGCCUCGUCGACGUCACGAAUAAUGCUGGAAAGCUGAAGAUGUCGCCGCACACCCAGGUGUCGUGGCUGGAUGGGCCUACGGUUCACGGUUGUCAUCCCGAUUUGCUGGUAAGACUUUUCGAGGAUGUGCAGCCAGAUCUCUCUGAUGGAGUUCGGAGCUUGGUGAAGAACUAUGUCGAGCAGAACCUGCAAUCGCCGCUGAGCUUUGAUCAAAACAUCUCGAUUCACCCCGGCUUGAACCUUACUUACACGCUUCGGCAUCUGGAAUUCGUUUAUUCGGACGACCCUAUGAACCAGAGCUUUGUCGUCGCACAUGCAGCAUGCACGGCAUAUGCCACGGCUCGCAACGGAAGCGUCCAGGCCUUUCCCGAAGCAAACGCCCCGUGGACCGGGCGGCACAGCCGGCUCCCCCUCAGUGACAGGUGGAACCGCGCGAUGGGCGAAGGGCAGGAGCAGCUUGUCUUGCUUGGUGGAGCCCGGUUUAGCCAGGAGCUUCUGACAAUGUUGGCAAGAAGCUUGCACUACAUGGGCUUGCUCUAUUCGGAGAAUUCCACCCACGUCAAGGAUGCGGUGCUGUACUCCACGAUCGACUUCGACUGCCCGCAAGUGGACAUUUCCCAAGCGCAGUCUGGGGUCCUCAUGAGACAAAGGUCUCUUCACUUCCAGGCUCAAUGCUUGGACGUGACAACGGCCCCUGCAUCAAAUUUCAGCUUGCUGAAUGCGACAUUCAGAGAUGUGGUGGAGCAGAUUUCAAUCAAAGCCUACGUGCCCAAUGAUCACACAGCUGGGAUUACGCUCCAUGUUCUUAAUGCAACAUUGUCUGAUGCAAAUUUGACAUCGUUCCACUCGAAAGCCUUCAUGGGGCAGGACAGUCAGUUGAAGGCCCUUGCACAGCAGGCCAUUCAGAACAGUAUUCCGCUGAUCAAUGAUCACCUGGACCAGACGCCGAUCACCUUCUGCGGCGGUGGAUCUUCGGCUUGCGCCCUGGUUCCCUUCGCUCCGCACCCGGCAGUCAGCACCGUGCCAACUGCGGGCGCUUCACAUCCUGGCUACGUCGAAGUGUCCUGGCACUGCCAGUGCGGGCACCCAGCUGUCUACGACCCCUGCCUGGGCUUCCCAUGCCCUGAAGUCCGUGCGAACGAUCUGAAGCAUCCGCUGGCAAGGCAACUGCGCAAGGGGAGGGAGGAGCCUGCACCCAUGGUGCUCCAGCCCCGUCCAAGAAGCCAGCAGGAACCCAAUGGCUCCUCCCAGUCUACAGCAGUGUGGGUGAGCAUGUUUGGGAACAGCGAAUGCAGAUUUCUACCAGAUGAGGUCAUGAGCUUCGGUCGUGUGGGGGAGGGUGAUUGCAUUCAGAGCUCCGAGUCGGCCUUGACUCCAGCCUUCCAGUUGCUUCGGGACACGAGCGGCGGGAGUGGGUGGCAGCUCUCCCGUGGAUGCACGGCAGAUUGCUCCGCUUGCAGCCUGAUCAAUUCGAUGCCAUUAAGGCGGUGUACUUGCAUCAGGUCUGACACAUGCCUGCUCGUCUCAUCCCUCGAGGAUGAAUGUGUUGGAGGCCUGAAACCUUAUCCAGAUCAUGAGCUGGUCUUUACGGCGCAGCGAAGCACUUUGUCCCGCUUUGUCGAGGCGAGGAGAUUGCGUGACUGCGUGCCUUGCGGUGUCUUUGAGGACUUGAGCUGCGCGGCCAACCGGGACCAAGGAAACCAAAGUGCCAGUUUGCUGUGCAGAGGCUGCCCCGCGCCUGCCACAGCGUGUGUCUUCCCGAACGUGUCCUGGGGAGAACAUCUUGUGCCGAAAUCGCCGCUAGGUGUAAAAAGCGGCUACUCGAAGGUGGUUCUGGCCACUCCAUCACUCCUCCCUGUUCUGCGUGCCUGUCCGGCUCCGGACGAUCGGGGCGCUGUGUCAGGAACUUUGGUGGUCGCAGUCCUGCUCGUGCUCGGCAUCAUGAUGGCAGCUGGAGUGCUGGCGAGGAAGCGAUUGGGCCGCGGUUGUCGCUGGAAUUGCCGCCUGCGCCUUUGGGUAAGGCUAUGCCGCAAGGAUAGUUUCUACCAAGAGCGAAGAUUCCAUCUGUGCCUGCUGGUGGGGGCGGUCUUGCUGUCAGUUUGCGGACUUGUUUGGAUGUGCUGCAAUCCGUUGGUCGGGCAGUUGAGUCAGAUGGUGGCCACCAUGGACGUCAGCGGCUUCGACCUUGAAGGUGCCUCCCGCAUCGUCGAAGCUUCCCACGUCCGUGGCACGUGGAUUCUCUUCGGUUUCGCCGCUGUCCUCGCCGCCAUCUCAGCACUCCGCAUUCUCUGGCUGCACGUCCUGGUGCGGGUCGGCACCUCACCUCCCUCCGAGCCGCAGGAUAUCCCGGAUCAGUUGACGGAGCACUGGAGGUCCUUGGUCAUCUUCUUGCUCGCAGAGGGAGGCGCCGCUGUUUCUUACUUGGCCUUCGUCUUCUGGCAACGCGACUUCUCCGCUUUGUAUGAGCGGCAGCAACAUCGAGUUGGUGAUCUCGGCAUCCUGUCAGGCGCCACAGCAUCGAGCGCCUCAGCCGUUUUUUGCAUGAAGCUUUUGCUCAGCUGGCUUGCGCCUUUGCUGAUCAACUCGCGGCUGUCAACCGGCACAGUGAUCUGGGCAACAUUUUGGUGCAGGGCAGCAUCCUGCCACAGGGCCCAUGGUGGCCGUGGACUUGAGACCACCGUGCUUGGCAUCCUUCUCACUCAGGAAACCACUGCACUGAUCUGGACCAUUGCCUACUUUCAUUCCGGCUACGCCUCUGCCAUGCUACUGUGGCUGGGGAUGUUCAGCACCUUCCUGAACGGGUUUCUGUUCUGCUUGCUCGCGUUCGUCGCUCCGCACUGGCGCCCCUGGCCCUUGGCCAUGGCUUUGGGAUGUGUGGCUACUCUGCAGUUGCUUGUCAACGGCAAGAUGGCAUGGCUCGUGGUGGAUGAAUCCUCACUGGCUUUUCUCCUAACUUCCGGCAUGGCGACUUUGUACUUCUCGUACUCAGCAGUGAUGCUCCUGUCAGAGUCAAAGGCCAGCGUGUCGACGGGGCGGCCCUUGCUUGAAGCUGACCAGCCUGUGGCCUUGGGCAGCUCCCGAGUUGAGCUCGUUUCGGUCCUUGCGCUUCUCUGGCACUGGCUCCUGGAGAAGGAGGAGGCUUCGGCUCCAAGCUUCGGCGCGCGCAUCAAGUGGCGACGACUCUGCCUGUUCUUGGGCUCCUUUGGGCUCAUGGUGGAUCUCCAGAGAACGCUGAGGCACAACAGCGAGUUCAGCGCAUGGGACGACAUGAAUGCCUUGAUUGCCUCCUUGUUGAGUUCGCGCCAUGCGGUGCUCGAUCCUGAUCCCGACUCUGGCCUCAAGUUCCUGGCCCUGGCUCUUUCCAGAAGCAUCGGGUUCAUAGGAAGUCUGGCAUAUGCAAGUGGCUUGUUGGUUUUUAACCUUCCCGACUAUGUUGGCUUGUUGGACUUCGGGGAGCUCCAGCGCUGUGGCAGCGGCUUUUGCAGUGCCGUGGCCUUCUCUAUGAAGACAGCGAUUGGGUCGGGACUUCUUGCGAAAGCCGCUGUGGAGUUCCUCCCUCUCCUAGUCUCGUUCUCCUGGACGCUCUUUCGGAUUGGGUUCUUCUUGGCCUUGGACAGUCGCAACGCAGAUGCAGUCAAGGCUUUGAUGUGGGUGACUUUGAGUUGCAUGCUGCGGCUGUCACCGUUGCCAGGAACCGCUGCAUUCAUCGCCAGCCCCGGGCAAGAAGUCAUUCUGUGGUUCUCCGCCUUCCUCCUCAUGCCAGCAAUGCUAUUGGCAGUCAUCGUGAAAUUUCGGCUUACACAUCUUGGCUGGUACUUCCUGUGGGGUUGGGUCCUCUACCUGGUGCCGCUGCUUAUGAUGGCACGCUACGCUUUGGGAAUGGACCUUGCAACUUUGCUACAUCGCCUCUACAAGUACUUGAAAGCCGACUGGCCAUCCUUCUUGGCAGAGUUCACACUUUCGGACGUGGUGUUGUCCGACUUGUUCUUUGCCGUUCUCUUCUCAAAGCCCUCUUAA
Molecule: messenger RNA, 4503 nt
Organism: Symbiodinium necroappetens
Lineage: Eukaryota; Dinophyceae; Suessiales; Symbiodiniaceae
Source: the annotation of a GenBank genome assembly